Messenger RNA from Caenorhabditis briggsae, 762 nucleotides. It is a transcript of the gene Cbr-prx-14, whose product is annotated as Protein CBR-PRX-14. Bases 1 to 762 code for a protein of 253 amino acids. The transcript is spliced from 4 exons. Lineage: Eukaryota; Metazoa; Nematoda; Chromadorea; Rhabditida; Rhabditidae. The record is from RefSeq and is a predicted model, not a curated record. Gene Ontology annotation, biological process: protein import into peroxisome matrix, docking. Gene Ontology annotation, molecular function: signaling receptor binding. Gene Ontology annotation, cellular component: peroxisomal membrane; peroxisomal importomer complex.
AUGACAGAUCCAACGUCUUCUCCCACCCGUCCAGAUAUGGUAGAAGCUGCUCGGAAAUUCAUGCUAACGCCUAAAGUGAAAGAGACGCCGUUUGAAGAGCAACGACAAUUCUUGUUAGGAAAAGGAGUAACGGAAGCAGAAAUUUUGGAGGCAAGAGCGUCUAUUCCACCAGAACAACUGAGAAGCCAGAUCGGAAUGGAUCAUGGGAACCCACCAAUGAUGAUGAUGAUGGAAUCAAAACAGAAUGGCAUCGUUUCAUUCGCUCAAUCGGCGGUCGUUUUGGGUUCAAUCUCGUAUGCUGGCUAUCGAUUUGUCCGAUCUUAUAUUCUUCCGCGAUUCUUUGAUAUUCCUGAUCCAGCGACCGAAGAGAUACGACAGCUGCAGUCGCAAGUCAACGAUCUUCAGAAUUCGAUCAAGUUCAUCAUGGAUUCGGUCUCUCAGACGACACAACAACUUGCCACACAACAAGCUGAAAUAUCUAGAGCACUGUAUUCCGUAGCCAACAGAGAUGCAGAUUUGAAUCGAGUAGAGAGCGGAAUUUCUACGAUCAAGAGUUUACUUCUCAGCCAACACAAUUUUGCACCCAUAGUGACACCCAGUGUAUCUUCAUCGAUUCCAUCAUGGCAACAGAGUGCUACUUCUGCAACUUCAAUGACGACUACAACGACGUCCGAGGCCGCUUCUGGCUACGCCACACCUCCAGCCAACUUCAAAGAGGCAUCGCUGGCUGAUGAACUAGCAGACAUCGAGAACCUUGAAUAG